Aspergillus calidoustus is the source of this 5346-nucleotide messenger RNA. NCBI's taxonomy places the organism in Eukaryota, Fungi, Ascomycota, Eurotiomycetes, Eurotiales, Aspergillaceae. The record is from the annotation of a GenBank genome assembly.
AUUUGGAGAAGGUGCGCAAAGCGUCGCCUUAAAAUUAAGACUCAGCCAACCUCUCCAAAUAUGGAUGUUCGUCAUUUUCCAUCCGCAAACAAACAGGUGAAGUAAUAUAUGAUAAAUUGGAUUCGCCUAGAUCGGAAUGCUUCUUACUUGGUCUCCAUAUAGUGACAUGCCUUUCGAAGAGCAAGAGGCUCAAUAAAGUCCUCCAAGACUCGUGCUCUGAUCUACGAUUCUAGCCGGCAGAUCAACGAAGCUGCCCUUCAGUCACGGAUUCAAGCGGUUAUUAGGAAUGCUUCUUCAUAUCUAUAUAACAUGCUUCCUAAUGACUAGUUUAAUAAACUCCGCGUAAACAUCGGGAAAAUAGUGGAAAGGGCUAUUAAGGUUUAGAAUCCUCUUCAGCGGUCCCUACAAAGAUAUGAACUGGAUUUCGAGUCUCUUGAGUAGGAAGACAAUCAAUAGAGCUUACUAGAUUUCCUAGAGGGUAGCCACUCAGGAAGUGAAACCAACCCGAAUAUGUUAGAUGAAAGUCUACUUACUAUGUUCCCGCGCCUAACAGUGGUGGAGAAAGGAAACUAGUUCCCGCUUACCUACAUUGUGCAGUUAAGGAGAUCCCAGCCGCAGUGCGUGGCAGCAGAACAAGAGGUGAGCAAUGUACCGACCAGCCCCGUUAUUGGUCGGGUUGCAGACAGUGUGUCCUGGAGACCUUGUUGGCCCCCUACCUCUCUGGAGUCCCGAAGAUUCCAUACCAGGAUCUCUUGAUCGCAACCUCCUGUGGGGUAACCGUCCAGCUAGUUGAUUUGAUUUGCUUUCCUAAUAUGACGUCAUGUGGCCAGCCCAUGUGACAUAUCUGCAUCAUCACUCGCAACGUCACCUCCACUCCACGUUUUACUGAGCACAAUUCCAGCAUGCCAGGCUUUUAUUUAUCGGUAACUAACUACCAUUUAUUUCCGUGCUUAUGUCGGAACAGCGUGGACGGCGCGGCAGUCGAGGCGGACGACGUGGAAACCGUGGUGACUUCACUGUUCCAUUCCGUCAAGGGCCGCCUCAAGAUGGUCGAGGUGGAGUUGACCGUGGCAGAGGAAGGGGAGCUUUCAGAGGGUUUGGGGGAGGACUGAGAGAUGGCUUCGGUAGGGGCCGCGGCGGCGAUGGCUUCGCUCCAGUCAACACCCCACCCUCCCGAUUACGUCCCUGCCCUCGACGGAAGUGUUGCAGAGGUUGAAAACGCUAUCAUUAAGUCAUCAAUGGAGCAGAAGAAGGGUCACACUGAUGCUUUAAUGCCUCAGCGACCAGGUUUCGGUACUCAAGGACGAAAAGUGAUGCUAUGGGCCAAUUCCUUCCCCCUGGUGUUUAAGAGCGAUGUUCAGUUAUACCGAUACAGUGUCGACGUCUUACCUGGGGAUGAGCGGAGCAAGGUUCCAACGGGGAAGAAGAUGAAGAGGUUGGUCCAGUUACUGCUUGAGGACCAUUUUCCCGACAAGAAGCUUGAAAUCGCGUCGGAUUUCAAGUCGAACCUCAUAAGCUCGGUUAAACUGGAGCUUAACGAUGCGGGAUAUAGAAUCCUGUAUCGUAGCGACUACGAGGAUGAACUUGUCACCACUGGACCUAUUUACAGUGUUUGCGUGCGAUCAACAGGCAUGCUUUAUGCGUCUGAGCUUGUCAACUAUCUGACAUCAACACGCGCUGGUGCUUUACUUAGUUCCAAAGACGAGAUCAUCCAAUGUCUCAAUAUUGUCAUGGGUCACACUCCCAAGGCUGCCGUCGGUAUCACAUCUGUCGGCUCUGGCAAGCACUUCCAGCUGGCUAGCGCUGAGAAGAUGAGCCUUGGUGCCGGGCUAACGGCACUUCAAGGGUUUUUUUCCAGUGUGCGCGCGGCCACUGCCAGAGUUAUUGUCAAUGUUCAGGUCAAAAACGCGGCCUUCUAUGACGAGGGUCCUCUUGACAUGCUGAUGCAUGCAUAUAUGAAUGAGAACGGCCCAAACAAGGUUAAGCUUGGUAAUUUCCUCAAACGGCUGUCGGUCAACGUUACACACAUCAGGAAAAAAAACAAGAAGGGCCAGCUAAUCCCACGUAUUAAGCAGAUUGCUGGCCUGGCUACCCCUGCCGAUGGGCAGGGUGAGACAAAGCCUCCAAAGGUUUGUGAUUUUGGUGCUGGACCCAGAGACGUUCUAUUUUAUCUGGCGGGGCCCCCGGUUUCGGGUGAAAGAUACAUUAGCGUGUAUGACUUCUUUCAGCAGACCUACAACAUCACCAUCCAAGACACCAACCUUCCGGUUAUUAAUGUUGGUACUCGCCAACGCCCAUCGUACCUACCCGCACAAAUAUGCGAGGUGCUUCCGGGGCAGGCUUCGGGGGCUAAAUUAAGCCCAGCCCAGACCCAGAGGAUGAUCAGGUUUGCAGUGCGCAAACCUGCACAGAAUGCCCAAUCUAUCGUCACGUCUGGACUCCAGACACUGGGAAUUGGUAGCGAGGAAUCGAACCUGGGAACCUUCGGACUCGACUUGAUCCCGAAGUUGAUGACUGUGCCGGGCCGCGUGCUGAACUGUCCCAAUGUCAAAUACAGAGGUAACCGAACCAUAACGCCCAGACUUGGUAGUUGGAAUAUGCAGUCCAUACAGUUCUCAGCUCGAGCAAAACUGCCAUACUGGACGUUCCUUUGGUUAUCGUACCCCAACGGCCGCGACCCAUGGAGGGAUGACGCCGCCUUGAAGCCUACGAUCGAUGCUUUUACCAACACGCUUCGUGAAACUGGCAUUAAUGCCGCCAACUGCGUCCGUGGUCAACAUAUUGUGGUCAAUGACGUGGAGCGGGACAUUGACAAGGCUAUUCAUACGUUUGCGAGCAAUCCCAAGCCUCCCAUGUUCAUUCUCGUAAUUUUGCCAGCGGCCGAUACUGCCAUCUACAACCGAGUCAAGUAUGUCUGUGACGUUAAGGAGGGCUUACUAAACGUGUGUGUUAUUGCGAACAAGUUCGCAAAACCCAACAAUGCCCAAUAUUUUGCGAACGUCGCACUCAAGUUCAACCUCAAGCUUGGCGGCCGGAAUCAACUCUUGGAGAACGCCAAGCUUGGACUCUUGUCUGACAGCAAGACCAUGGUUGUUGGCAUUGAUGUGACACAUCCGUCCCCUGGCUCAUCGUCCGAAGCUCCUAGUGUGGCGGGCAUCGUUGCUUCAGUCGAUGAGAAUCUCGCACAGUGGCCUGCGGACUUGAGGAUUCAGACUGCACGCCGGGAAAUGGUGGUGGACCUGGAUACUAUAAUGAAAUCACGUCUGGACCUGUGGAUGAAGCGGAAUGGUUCGUACCCAGCCAAUAUCCUUGUCUAUCGAGACGGUGUCUCGGAAGGACAAUACAACCUGGUGCUUGAGAACGAGCUCCCCGCGCUUCGCAAGGCCUGCAAGGAGUUCUACCCAGCAUCGUCUAGAAAGAAGGGCUACCCGCGGAUAACGAUCGUCGUCGUCGGCAAACGCCACCAUAACCGCUUCUACCCCACAAAGGCGGAAGAUUCCGACAGGUCGACUAACCCACAAAACGGAACCGUCGUUGACCGUAGUGUCACAGAAGCACGCCACUGGGACUUUUUCCUGCAAGCUCACGCUGCGAUUCAAGGCACGGCCCGUCCCGCACAUUAUUAUGUCGUCUACGAUGAGAUCUUCCGUGAGACGAAAGUCCAGCAACCAUUCUUGAACGCUGCUGACUCCCUGGAAGACCUCACACAUAAUAUGUGCUAUCUGUUCGGACGGACGACCAAAGCGGUAAGCGUCUGCCCGCCAGCAUACUACGCGGACCUUGUCUGCGAGAGGGCACGAUGCUAUCUGAGCAAAUUGUUCGAUCCGUCUCCCGUGACCAGUCCUGAGCCGAGUAUUGCCAGAGGAGUGGGAUUACAGGGUGUGGACUCGAGUCUAGUCAGUAUCCAUAAGAAUAUUCGCAACACAAUGUUUUACAUUUGAGCCUUGGCCGUCUGCUUUGUGGGACAUCUAGCAAGGACGAAGCUGGAUUUGAUCAUGGAUUUCCAAAUCUUGAGAAUCAUGAUAAGAGAAUAGUCAGAAGAAAAAGCCACCAAUCUUCGUCUUCACCCAUUACAUUUGAAUAUCCUCAGUUGUCACCAUGGGCCGUGCAGUAUGCCUUGACUACUGUGAUAAGUAGGUGGUGGAACGAAAUAGGCUCGCGGGUAGGGGGUCAGUUUGGCAUCAAAUAAGCAACUCCGCGACUUUUUCGUUGGAGGGGGCAGUAAAAUUAAAAGUUCUACCGAUAGUUAUUGUCGCAUGGAAGGUGUACUGCCGACCUUCUGCAAGUUAUUUUAAUCUAUAGCCAUAAGCAACCUUUUUACUCACUUGCUUAGGAGGGUUAGCCCUCAUUCAGAGCUCGAGAGUGUCUAUGGAGGAAGACACUGCGGCAGAUUACGCAGUACCAUAGUAGAAUAUUGUCGGCAAGAUUUUCAGUGUGCCAACUUGGCCAGCGACCACUUCAAGGCGUCGCCAAGGAUUUAGGUCACCCGACCUUCUCAAAGCUCACAUGCGCACCUGAACCCCGCAUGUCAAAGAUCUCCAACAAAACUAUCAGCUUCGCUCCCUUUUCGAACUUCAUUUCGCACAUUACCAAACUUUUCAACUCCAGUUCCGAACCUUUCUCUUUUUAGCUUCCUGAUUUCUCUGACCUCGAAAAUGGGGAGUCGUGCUGAAUCCGACAUCGACGCGAUGAGAACUACAAGGCCUUUAGAGGAAAUGGGCAUCGACCUAAAUGAUAAUACUGAGAGCUUCCUUUCCCGUUGCAUUGCUGCUCAGUCGUUUGCGGACUACCUCACCGAUUCCGAUACUGAUACCGAAAACUCUACUCUACCUCCUAGUAGACGUUGGGUAUGGUAUUGCAAACUUCCUGGUUGCCCAAAAUACUACUCAGCCUGGACUUGCAAAACAAAUUUCCUCCUUCACCUCUACGAGACACCGAUGCAUCGCGAGGACGACAAUACGAAGACGCGUGAAAGUCGGCGUACACUAGCAAGAAGCUGGAGGAAGGAAACUGCGUAUGAUCUCAGCGAGCCGAAAGAAACACCACCACAACAUAAUGACUCUCAAGUUGGGAACACAUGAAAUUGGCGCUUAGAAUUAUACCUUCUCAGGAGGCGGCAGACGAACUGUUAUGUGUUAUGUUACAAAUUCGCGCGGAGAGAAUUCAAGUUGCUUCCUGUUAUCUUCACUGUAUCAUGUGAAUACUUGGAGGCAUUCUUUGGCCGACUUUCCUGGGUCUGGCUGGUCUGUAUUCAGUUCACUUCAAUGUAGCGAGCUACCAUCCCUGCAGGUUGUCGUAUUUUUGUCUGCUAUAAUAUAGAAUGGAAUACAUUUUUGGGGAUACGCC